AUGACUUUGAAAAUAGGAGCAAUUAAUCCUAUUGUAAGAGUCAUGCGGGACACAAUGAUUCAACGACCGGUAAUUAGUUUUAUUCGACACCAUUCUAAAAGAUCAAGAUCGUUUAAAAAAAAAGCUAACCACAAACCUGGCCAAGUCAUUAGAUCGAAGCUAGGUAAAACGCUAGAAGCUCCCAAGACACAACCCAGAUUAUUUUCCUUUGGGAAUUUUUCUGGGUUGGAUCAGCCGGAAAAUAAACUCAAGGAGAUGUCGAGCAACGUCAUAAAGAAUAUUACAUCGUUCGACUCUUUAAGGAUAUUUCCAACCGUUAGAUCGGCGAUGAUCGAGGAGAUUAAACAUGGGUACAAUUUGAAAAGUACUUAUAUUAAAAGUAAGGAGGAAUUGGAAAUUAAACCAUCUCCCGUACAAAUAGCUGCUAUUAGGAAGAUUAACCAACCGAGACUUCGUAAUGUUAAUACGGAAAAAAAAGGUACAGACAAAAAGGUAUCAGGGCUGGAGAUUUUGGAGGAUUUGAAGAAAUCCAACGAGAUGAAUAGGUUGAAGGUUUUCACGAUUGCUGCUGAAACAGGGUCUGGUAAAACUUGGGCCUAUUUGGCGCCACUACUCAGUAAGUUAAAGGAAGAGGACAUGAGAGUCUUCAAUAUGUCUGAGCAGAGCUAUCUUGAAUCGAAGAAGACGUCGAUCAUUAGAUCGGUUAUUUUGUUGCCAACGCAUGAAUUGGUUGAGCAAGUAUACGACUCACUUAAACGUGCAUCCAAAGCUCCCAUUGAUUUGGAGGCUAGUGUUGACAAAAAGAUCUUGCAAGAUCCUGAAUAUGCAAGAUUCCUUUCAUUACCUGAGAACCAAUCUUCGUUAAACUUAAAUAUUGUGAAAUGGGGAUCUGGUGAUUCUCAUCAGAGACUUUUCGAUGCUGGAAGAAAAAGAAUUGAUGUCUUAGUCACUACGCCGGCUAAGAUCCAAGGUCUUGCUAAAUUAAACAACGUUAGUCGUCCAUUUAGACUAUUUAACUAUGUGGAGUACUGUGUUGUUGACGAAGCCGAUACCUUAAUGGAUAAAUCAUGGAUUGUAGACACAACGUCUGUCAUCCGUAGAUUAUCCAAAUGUAAGGAUUUGAUCUUUUGUUCAGCGACUAUUCCAAAAGAGUUCAAAAAAACUCUUAGCAAGAUGUUCCCUGACGAAUUUUCGAUCAUCAACAUAGUGACACCUUCCUUACACAAGAUUCCAAAGCAAAUUAAUCUUAAGGUUAUUGAUGCACAAUUAUCACCAUACAAUGGUUCUAAGACCAGAUGUCUUGCUCAAGCAAUGUAUGCUAUUCAUAAUGACGGUACUGAACAAGGCUAUGUCAAGCGUAUUUUAGUAUUUGUCAACGAAAAGCGAGACGUUCAGCCGUUAGCAGAUACUUUAAUUGAAAAAUUUGGUCACAGAGAAGAGGAUAUUAUUGGGAUAACUGGUGCUGAUAGUGCUGACGAUAGGUUAGCUAAGAUCGAACCAUUUUUGAAACCAGCUGAGUUAUUAGAAGAAGAUCUCGACGGUAGUAAAAUCAAAGUUUUGAUUACUACUGAUUUGCUUGCUAGAGGGUUGAACUUCAUUGGCAUUAAGAAUGUUAUCUUAAUGGAUUUACCAAAUACAUCGGUUGAUUUAGUUCAUCGUGUUGGAAGAACCGGUAGGAUGAGACAAUCUGGUAGAGUCUUCGUUAUUAUUGACAAAAAGACUGGUAAGUCGUGGAUUAAAGGGUUACCUAAGGUCAUUAAGAAGGGUAUCCCAUUGGGUUAA
Messenger RNA from Debaryomyces fabryi, 1782 nucleotides. RefSeq names its product ATP-dependent RNA helicase. The transcript has a single exon. Gene Ontology annotation, biological process: maturation of LSU-rRNA from tricistronic rRNA transcript (SSU-rRNA, 5.8S rRNA, LSU-rRNA). Bases 1 to 1782 code for a protein of 593 amino acids. Gene Ontology annotation, molecular function: nucleic acid binding; ATP binding. NCBI's taxonomy places the organism in Eukaryota, Fungi, Ascomycota, Pichiomycetes, Serinales, Debaryomycetaceae. Gene Ontology annotation, cellular component: nucleolus. The record is from RefSeq and is a predicted model, not a curated record.